AGACAAAGAGAGCGAUUUGUAAGAGCAUGCUCAAAAGAACCAUCGCCCUCACAUCCAGUGCUCGCCACACAUUUGAAGUAUGGGGUGGAAUCAAUGGUGUUGGCAGCGACUGUAAUCGUUGUAUCAGUGAUGGAAAUAACGGUGAUAGUACAAUUGAUGUUGCUGUUGGUGAUGGGGCAAUUGAUGGUGGAAUUGGUGAUGGGGCAAUUGAUGGUGGAAGUAGUGGUGGUGGCGCAGUUGGGGCAGGUGGUGGCGCAGUUGGCGCCGGUGGUGGUGCAGUUGGUGCCUGUGCUGGGGCAGUUGGGGUCGAUGGUGGCGCAGUUGGCGCCGGUGGUGGUGCAGUUGGGGCUGGUGGUGGCCCAGUUGGCAUCGGUGGUGGUGCAGUUGGAGCCGAUGCUGGGGCAGUUGGCGCUGGUGGUGGUGCAGUUGGGGCCGGUGGUGGCGCAGUUGGCGCCGGUGGUGGCGCAGUUGGCGCCGGUGGUGGUGCAGUUGGUGCCGGUGUGGUGCAAUUGGUGCCGGUGGUGGUGUUGGGGGCCGGUGGUGGUGCAGUUGGUGCCGGUGUGGUGCAAUUGGUGCUGGUGGUGGUGUUGGGGGCCGAUUGUGGUGCAAUUGGUGCCGGUGGUGGUGCAGUUGGUGUCAGUGGUGGCGCAGUUGGCACCGGUGGUGGUGCAGUUGGUGCCGGUGUGGUGCAAUUGGUGCCGAUGGUGGUGUUGGGGGCCGGUGGUGGUGCAGUUGGUGCCGGUGUGGUGCAAUUGGUGCCGGUGGUGGUGUUGGGGGCCGGUGGUGGUGUAGUUGGUGCAGGUGGUGUCGGUGGUGGUGCAGUUGGUGCAGGUGGUGCCGGUGUGGUGCAAUUGGUGCCGGUGGUGGUGGUGUUGGGGGUCGGUGGUGGUGCAAUUGGUGCCGGUGGUGGUGUAGGUGGUGCAAUUGGUGCCGGUGGUGGUGUAGGUGGUGCAGUUGGUGCCGGUGUGGUGCAAUUGGUGUUGGUGGCCGGUGGUGGUGCAGUUGGCGCUGGUGGUGGCGCAGUUGGUGACGCUGGUGGUGCAGUUGGUGCCGCUGUGGUGCAAUUGGUGUUUGGGGCCGGCGGUGGUGCAGUUGGUGCCGGUGGUGGUGCAGUUGGUGCCGACGGUGGUGGUGUAGUUGGCACUGGUGUUGGUGCAGUUGGCGCUGGUGGUGGCGCAGUUGGGGCCGGUGGUGGCGCAGUUGGGGCCGGUGGUGGUGCAGUUGGUGCCGGUGUGGUGCAAUUGGUGUUGGGAGCCGGCGGUGGUACAGUUGGCGCCGGUGGUGGUGCUGUUGGUGCCGGUGUGGUGCAAUUGGUGUUGGGGGCCAGCGGUGGUGCAGUUGGUGCCCGUGGUGGUGCAGUCGGUGCCGGUGGUGGUGGUGCAGUUAGUGCCGGUGCGGUGCAAUUGGUGCCGGUGGUGGUGUUGGGGGCCGGUGGUGGUGCAGUUGGUGCCGGUGGUGGUGUUGGGGGAAUUGAUGGUGAGCAUGGUGGUGGUGGUGGUGGUGGUGCCGCCUUCUCACUGCUUAUACACAUGCAUAUGCCCAGCAACCUCAAAACAUGAAUCAAAACAAUGAUCAUAAUUGAUAAUCUAUUAUUAGACAAUUUCCGGACACAUCUUCCAAACAUUGCAGUUUGUGAAUGGAUGCGCGUUAGUAUUAUAGUUUGGGAACAAGUCUUUCCAGAUUUUUUUUGGAAUAUGAUACCUGAACUCUGAUGAUUGAUGUGAUGCAUAUAUUGACAGGUACUCAGUUCAGAAG
Messenger RNA from Rubroshorea leprosula, 1755 nucleotides. Lineage: Eukaryota; Viridiplantae; Streptophyta; Magnoliopsida; Malvales; Dipterocarpaceae. The record is from the annotation of a GenBank genome assembly.